UCCACGCGGGCAGUGAUUGGUUGCCGAGAGGCGGGGGCGACUCGAUCGCCGGAGCUGUGUGCGCGGCGUUGAGAAGAGACAUGGGUCAGGCGACCAAGGUUUUACAGCUCUUUAAAACAUUACACAGGACCAGACAACGAGUUUUUAAAAAUGAUACCAGAGCAUUAGAAGCAGCCAGAAUAAAGAUAAAUGAAGAAUUCAAAAGUAAUAAAAGUGAAACUUCUCCCAAGAAAAUAGAAGAGCUAAUAAAAAUGGGUUCCGAUGUUGAAUUGUUGCUCAGAACAUCUGUUAUACAAGCUAUUCACACAGACCACAAUACACUGAAAUUGGUCCCUAGGAGAGAGCUCCUUAUAGAAAAUGUGCCAUAUUGUGAUGCACCAACUCAGAAGCAAUGAAUUUUCUAGGAUAAAAUCAAGUCUUUUAGUUUUUAAUCCUAAAUAUAUAACUGUGGCAAUGGAAGUUUUGGAAAUGCAAGUAUUUCAGAACCAGCCUAUUGAAAGUGAAUGAAUUAAAGUACCAUUUCAUAAUUAAA
Molecule: messenger RNA, 532 nt
Organism: Neogale vison (American mink)
Lineage: Eukaryota; Metazoa; Chordata; Mammalia; Carnivora; Mustelidae
Gene: LYRM7
Product: LYR motif containing 7
Exons: 5
Coding region: 81-395 (104 amino acids)
Biological process (GO): mitochondrial respiratory chain complex III assembly
Source: RefSeq, a predicted model, not a curated record